GAUUGUCCAUUUAGCUUAAAAAGUAACAGGAUGUAAAGUUUAUUUUCAAAGGUGCAUUGACCAAGUUACUGUUUUACUGGACAGGCAAAGAAACCAGCACUUAAGAAUGGGAACUCCACUAUUUAUCAUCAGCUUUUUCACUCUUGCUUCCUAUGCCAGAUCAGCUCCAGUAACAUGUAGCUUGGACGAUGUGAGCAUUAAAGGAGGAUGGCUUAGUCAGACAGGGACUGAGUAUGGAAGUAAAUUAACAUACCACUGUCCUGAAAAUCAGUAUCCCCACCCUAUGCCGGAGCGGAGGUGUGAGAGGACUGGUCAGUGGACACGGCUUAAAACUUUUGAUGGUGCACGGUAUACAAGAACUCCAGAAUGUAAACAAAUUAUAUGUCCAGACCCUUCAGGGUUUCAGCAUGGGGCACUGGAGCCAUCUCAGCCACUUUAUUAUAUAGGAGACACCACCACAUAUCAGUGCUAUGAAGGAUAUGAGCUGUAUGGUUCAGCAAGCAGGAUAUGCCAGCCUAAUGGAAAGUGGAAUGGGUCCACACCUAUUUGUGUCAGAAAAUCUGAUGAAGAGGCUUGUACAGACCCUGGGGUUCCUGCCGGCAGCAGAAGGACUGGCAAUAGCUUCGACAUUGAUGACAAGGUGACAUAUGAGUGUGCAAGAGGAUUGAUUUUGUUUGGAUCCAAAGUAAGAGUUUGUCAAGAAUCUGGGGAAUGGACUGGCUCUGAACCUGUCUGCUACUAUCCUUACACUUACGACACACCAGAAGAAGCAGCCUCUAAACUGGGUUCCAGUUUGAAUGCUUUGCUGGAGGUUUCCAAUCCUGAAAAACCUAACGAGAAAAAGGAUCAUGCAAGAAAGAUCAUUCUAAAGCAGAAUAGUAUACUUCACAUUUAUAUAGUUUUAGACACAUCGGACAGUGUUCAAGAUCAGUUUGAACAAUCCAAAAAAUGUGUAAUGGAUUUGAUGGACAAGAUCAGUGCUUAUGAAGUUUCCCCAAAAUAUGCAAUUUUAUCCUUUGCCUCAACUACAAUUACUGUUGUUGACAUUGCUGACAAAAAGAUGGAUCCUGCUCAAGCCAUACAAAAGUUGGAAGAGUUUAAAUCAGAUGUACACUCGGAUCUGACUGGAACAAAUAUAAAAGGCGCAAUGGACAAGGUGUAUGACAUGAUGAGCGCACAGAAAGCAACGUUGAAAAAUUUUAAUGAAGUUAGGAAUGUUAUCAUUUUAUUAACUGAUGGUCAUGUGAACAUGGGUGGAGAUCCUUACCCUACUGUGAGGAAAAUUCAGUAUCUGGUUGGAACUAAUGCGUCAGGAGAUGCAAGAGAUGAAUAUCUGGAUAUUUAUGGAUUUGGGGUUACAAAUGAUGUUGAUAAGGAUUUAAUUAAUAGACUGACCUCAAAGAAAAAUAAUGAAAACCAUUACUUUAUUCUGGAAUCCCCUGAAAAGUUACGGGAAACCUUUGACAAAAUGAUAGAUGAAUCGGACAGUGUGGCAUUAUGCGGUAUUUACAAGGAUACAGAUGAGCAAAAACCACUGAAGCAGGGAGAUUCCAUGAAGCAAGAACACUAUCCUUGGCAUGUGUCUAUCCAAAUAACUCGUCAUGGAAAAGCCGAAUCAUGUAAGGGAUCCAUUGUUGGAAAUAAGCAUGUUCUGACCGCUGCACACUGCUUCACAACAGAAGAUGAUCAAAGCAAUGUUAAGGUGCUAAUCAACGACGAUGAUGAUCAAAAGAAAUCUAAAGACAAAAAGGUGAAAGCAAUCCAUCUGCAUCCGAAUUACAGCAUUUACUCAAAGAAAAAUCAGGGCAUUGAUGAGUUCUAUGACUAUGACAUCGCUGUUAUUGAACUGAAUGAAACUAUCAACACAAUAAAAAUUUCACCAAAAGCCCGUCCUAUUUGCAUUCCCUGCACUGAGGAGUCGAGGAGAGCACUGCGACUGAAACCUGAAACAACCUGCAAAGAUCAAAUAGAAAACCUGUUCUCCCAGGACAUAGUUGACGCAUUUUUUGUGACAGGGGUAGAAUCACAAAUGAAGAAUAUGAAUGUUAAAAUAAAACUAAAGAACCAGCCUCAACUGAAAUGUAAUGAAGAUGCAAAAAUGGCUCCUCUGUACACAAAACUCAAAGACUGGAGGGAGGUGGUGACUGACAGAUUCCUCUGCACAGGAGGCACAGAGCCAGAAGUCGAUGAGGUCACAUGCAAAGGAGAUUCUGGCGGCUCUCUUGUAAUUAAAAGGAAGAGAAGAGCUUUUCAGGUCGGAGUGAUAAGCUGGGGUAACAUGAAUCUGUGUCAGCCAAAACGAAAACAAUCAACAGAACAUUCCCGUGACUAUUAUAUCAACCUUCUUAAAGUGCAGGACUUUCUAGAACCUAAGCUUCCACACCUCAAAUUCAAAAAAUAAAUAAUUUAAAAAUGUAACUUUGUAAGCAUAAUGCUAUUUUUGAAUGCUCAACUAAGUAAGUGCAGUUCCACUCAAAACAAGUCUGGUUAAUAUUUCCUGCAGAAAAAUGUCAGCUUUAUUAUAAGUAUGCUCAAUUUUGGUCUUCUGUAUAUUAAUUUUAUUGUUGUUGGUGUUGUUAUGCACUUUUCUGGACAUCUUUUCUAAAUAAAAGUUUGUUAUUUUUCAAUGUAAA
Messenger RNA from Erpetoichthys calabaricus (reedfish), 2633 nucleotides. RefSeq names its product complement factor B-like. Gene Ontology annotation, cellular component: extracellular region. NCBI's taxonomy places the organism in Eukaryota, Metazoa, Chordata, Cladistia, Polypteriformes, Polypteridae. The record is from RefSeq and is a predicted model, not a curated record. The transcript has 18 exons. Gene Ontology annotation, biological process: proteolysis; complement activation. Bases 107 to 2401 code for a protein of 764 amino acids. Gene Ontology annotation, molecular function: serine-type endopeptidase activity.